Messenger RNA from Salarias fasciatus (jewelled blenny), 1398 nucleotides. RefSeq lists its product as uncharacterized. Bases 535 to 1137 code for a protein of 200 amino acids. Gene Ontology annotation, molecular function: cytokine activity. Gene Ontology annotation, biological process: positive regulation of myeloid cell differentiation. The record is from RefSeq and is a predicted model, not a curated record. The transcript is spliced from 4 exons. Lineage: Eukaryota; Metazoa; Chordata; Actinopteri; Blenniiformes; Blenniidae.
UGAGUGAGUGUGUGUGGCAGUGUGUGUGUGUGUGUGUGUGUGUGUGUGGUGGAUGGUGAAUCUUCAACACAAUACUGCAAGUGAAAUGAAGGAUCAGCUUUCUGGAUGAGCUGGAAACUAAAUGAUAUUAGAGAUUUUUUUUUUUUGUCAUUUUUGUUAAAGAGCGAGAUGAGAGAGCACGUGCUCCUCCAUCAGCUCAAACUUCCCCGUCCUUAGCUGAUGGAGUUACUUUGGGCUCGAGGCUUCAUGUUACAGAGACUAUUCCUACCCGGGGCGGCUGUUGGUCCGUCCUGAGGGGAGAAACGAGCCAAGAAACCCGGACAGAGGAGCCGCAGAGCCGGAGGCAGAGACAGAGAGCCGCGCUUUGUUCUCCUCCUCCUCCUCUUCCUCCUCCUCCUCCUCCUCGUGCUGCAGCCGCGCGCACACACGGCCACAUUGUGUUCGGAAGGCAGCGGACUGUGUGGACGCGCCUCCGCUGACUCUGCCCGUUCUGUCCCGGUCUCUCCAGUCUUCUUCCUGCCCUGCUGCUGCGACAUGGCCUCGGUGGCCCGCGGCGCGCCCCUGUCCGCGCGCGCGGACCGCGGGAACUUCAGCGCACUUGUUGAGGAGCGCCGCUUCCAGGAGCUCGUGCAGAGGAGCCGCAGCCUGGCGCACAAGAUCCUGCAGGCGAUCCCCGACACGCACAAGUCCUGCGUCUACACCGAGACCCUGAAGCUCAACUCCUCUGAGAAUGCCAAGCUGGGAAGAAUGGCGGCCACCAUCCGCCUCCCCGACGCUCCCGUCCUCAAAGUCGCGUCGGAAAACGUCACGGUGGAGCAGAGUCUGAAGCAGAUGCACGAGGGUCUGCAGCUGCAGGAGGCGUCCCUCGGCUCCGUCGCCCCUCGCCUGGAGCACAAGGAGAAAGUCAUGGAGCUGCAGGCCGACGUCCGAGACCUGGCCGUUCAGAUCAGCAUGAUGCUGGACCUGCUCCAGGCGGACUCGAGCUCGCCGCCCAGCGUCGCCCUGCACCUCCCGGGGGAGUACGAGGUCCAGGUGGCCGCUCACCUGACCCUGGCGCGGCUGCAGGACUUCGGCCGGGACGUCGUCCGCUGCCUCCGGAUUCUGGACCGGAGCGGCGAGGACGGCGCCGACAGCUGACACCGGGACGCCGCCUCGGUUUUGGGCUUCUGUCUAAAAUGCCACUCAUUUUGCCAUUUUCUAAUAUGGUAUUUAUUUAUUGAUCUCUUAAGAGUAUUUAUUUUUUAUCUAUUACUAUUUAUAUAUCUAUUUAUAGACUUGUUAUAUUUAUUUAGGGAAUUUAUUUUUGAUAACAGUGCAUUAACUCAGCUUAGUGUGUUGGUAUUUUUGUAUGAAUUGUAAUUUAAAACCUGCUGUAAAUGUUUAUUUGAUAAUCUUUUA